AUGAAGUUUCAAUACAAAGAAGAACAUUCCUUUGAAAAACGGAAGGCGGAAGGAGAGAAAAUACGCAGAAAGUAUCCUGACCGAGUGCCUGUAAUUGUAGAGAAAGCGCCCAAAGCAAGGCUUGGCGACCUCGACAAGAAGAAAUAUUUGGUCCCGUCGGAUUUGACUGUUGGACAAUUUUACUUUUUGAUUCGAAAACGUAUCCACUUGCGGCCCGAAGACGCUUUGUUUUUCUUUGUUAACAACGUAAUUCCUCCAACAUCUGCCACUAUGGGAUCUCUCUAUCAAGAACAUCAUGACGAAGAUUUUUUCUUGUACAUAGCAUUUUCUGAUGAAAAUGUUUAUGGAUAUUAA
Pieris macdunnoughi is the source of this 354-nucleotide messenger RNA. The record is from the annotation of a GenBank genome assembly. NCBI's taxonomy places the organism in Eukaryota, Metazoa, Arthropoda, Insecta, Lepidoptera, Pieridae.